Molecule: messenger RNA, 273 nt
Organism: Penicillium cinerascens
Lineage: Eukaryota; Fungi; Ascomycota; Eurotiomycetes; Eurotiales; Aspergillaceae
Exons: 2
Coding region: 1-273 (90 amino acids)
Source: RefSeq, a predicted model, not a curated record
AUGAGCAAGGACAAGGUCACUCCGCGCCUUGCGACCAAGACGUCUCGGCCGGACUUCAUGUCAUACAUUCUGAGGUACAAUGACGAACGCGGUAUGGAGAUUCCAGAAAUUGAGGUCAAUGCGGGAAUCAUUAUUCCUUCCUGCCAACACGUUGGCUUGAGGGCAAUGACAAGGACAGUUCAUUUGCUUCCGACCGACAUGACGCACUGCAGCCGUUGUCUUUUGGGCCACGCGCGUGUAUUGGACGAAACCCGAGUCGGACGAGUGGAAUAA